Messenger RNA from Populus nigra (black poplar), 630 nucleotides. RefSeq names its product mavicyanin-like. Gene Ontology annotation, cellular component: plasma membrane. The record is from RefSeq and is a predicted model, not a curated record. The transcript has 2 exons. The coding region runs from base 28 to 582 and encodes 184 amino acids. Gene Ontology annotation, molecular function: electron transfer activity. NCBI's taxonomy places the organism in Eukaryota, Viridiplantae, Streptophyta, Magnoliopsida, Malpighiales, Salicaceae.
GUGUUUGCCAUCACUAUUCACAUAUCAAUGGCUAAGCUGGUUUUGGUCUAUUCUCUGGUUGUUCUUGGCCUAGCAUUAACAAGCAAUGCAGCAACUUACAUGGUAGGUGAUAACUCUGGCUGGGACAUAAGUACUGGCCUUGAUACAUGGGCACAGAGCAAGACAUUUGUCGUUGGGGAUCUUCUAUUGUUUCAAUAUUCAUCAUCCCACAGUCUUGAGGAGGUGAAGAAAGAAGAUUUCGACAGCUGCAACACCACUAAUGUUGCAAGAACAUUCACAAAUGGGAACACAACCGUGCCAUUGACAGAACCUGGGACGAGAUACUUUGUUUGUGGUAACCAGUUACAUUGUCUAGGAGGAAUGAAGCUUCAGGUAAAUGUAGAAGACAACCAAGCAAAUCCACCGAUUGGGGCGCCACAAGCACAGCCAGCAGGGGGUACUCUUACACAACCUUCUUCUAAGAGCAACAAUCCUGCCUCUGUUAUUCCAACUUCAGCGGGGUUUGUCUAUGGGGGAAGGGAUUGUAUUGUGAUGGCUUUUCUUGGUUUUGUGGCUUCCAUGUUCUGGGUGGUGCAAGUUUGAUUAGUAAAUGUUUGUAAUCUUAUUUAUUUAUUUAUUAUUAUUAUUUUA